Branchiostoma belcheri (Belcher's lancelet) is the source of this 3503-nucleotide messenger RNA. Its product is annotated as phosphatidylcholine:ceramide cholinephosphotransferase 1-like. Gene Ontology annotation, cellular component: Golgi membrane; endoplasmic reticulum membrane. Lineage: Eukaryota; Metazoa; Chordata; Leptocardii; Amphioxiformes; Branchiostomatidae. The record is from RefSeq and is a predicted model, not a curated record. Gene Ontology annotation, molecular function: sphingomyelin synthase activity; ceramide cholinephosphotransferase activity. Bases 34 to 561 code for a protein of 175 amino acids. Gene Ontology annotation, biological process: sphingomyelin biosynthetic process; ceramide biosynthetic process. The transcript is spliced from 2 exons.
GAUUUUGCCCAGAUCCAUGGUAAUUUAUCAGCAAUGUUUGAUCGUGCGAUGACAAUGAUGUUUGGCCUGGGCCUGUCCAUUACUGGGUCCCAUCACCUGUGUGGAGACUACCUGUUCAGUGGCCAUACAGUCAUCCUCACCAUCCUCUACCUCUUCAUCAGGGAGUAUUCCCCACGUGGCUGGUUCAUUCUUCACUGGUGCACGUGGCUGGUCUCCUGUAUCGGCAUCUUCUGUAUCCUCCUGGCGCACGACCACUACACGAUAGACGUGGUCGUGGCUUACUACAUCACCACGCGGCUGUUCUGGAUCUACCACACGCUGGCCAACCACGAGGUGCUGAAGAAACCCAGCCCGGCGCACCUCCUGUCACGGACGUGGUGGUUCUCCAUGUUCAGGAUGGCGGAGGGGAACGUUGGGGGGUCCUGCCGCGGGAGUUUGCCUGGCCGCUCCCCUGGCCGAAACGUUUCCACGACACAAGGUUCCAUUACAUGGGGGUGUGCAAACAAGUGUGACGUGUGGUUAGACACAUCUGCACCUCAGCUCGAAAGCUCAUCUGUGUAGCUUUGAAACAAAUUUGAACUGUGAUAUCUAACACAAGAAAUUGGACAAAUUUUCGACUGUAUAACUCUAGUGUUCAUCAGGGCAUUGCAACCGUCCCUCAACAGAGACGGGGGGGCGCCACAAACUUCUGCAACCUAUGAUCAACGACUCACUAAGUAACUUGUGCUAUCUACAUAAAGUGGUAUGACAAGCAGUGGAUUGCUCAGUCCUUGACAAAGACUGGAGGUGUACAGUCAAAAAUUUUGGUCCAAUUUACUGUGUAGGAAAUUACAGCUCAAACUUGUUUUAUACAUCUGCACCAGAUGACAUCCUUGUGUCUAUCCGUGAGAAACUGUGAUGGUGCAGAAUUGUGAAGGGUAAAGUCAUCUGACUUGUGAAGACAACUGUCUCCUCAAUUUUACGUUGGGAAAGUCGAGUACAUCUUGUUUGCCUGUCUGUCUUCAUAUUUUGAUAUUUCUUAGUGUUGGGCUACUACUGAUGCACAUGCACCAUAAGUUGCAGGUCCUGUGUUUGUACUAACAGUGUAAGUGUGGUAAUUUUAGAUUACUGAAAAGAUGCUGGAAAUUCAAAAAAUCUUGUGAAGUUCCAAGUGAAAUAUGUUUAUAGGUUUGACUAAAGUGAAGAUUCCAUGACAUACAUUUAUAUAAUGCCUUGAAAACCAUGCUCUUAAGUUAACUAAAAUUUUACUGUACAUUUAGUAAUAGGUUUCUUUUAUAAUACAUGUACAUGGUAGUUAUUAGAUUUUCCAAAUCUGUAGUAUAUUUUCUAACUCGAAGAAACCAUUGGUAGAAGGUACUUUGUCUUUUUAGUGCAUUAACAAAUUAAUGGCAGGGACAGUCAAAUAGUACCGACGUAAGAAAUGCCCUGGAAUGUUGAGCAGGGAGCCCUGCAAAGUGUACCGUAGUUACUUGUGAUGACAUUGACUUGGGUCAAUAUGUAUUCCAUUUACUUCUUUUCCUCCUUAUUUAGUCCAGGAAAUGUAGAAUAAGUCAGGUCAGGUUUCUGUUUGGUUUCUACAAGUCGAAUGUGAAGUGCUUCAGAAAUCCAUACCAAAGCUAACGACAAGCCAAGAAAUUUCAAUUGUAGCAACAGCAAAUUACGUCUUCCGGCAUAAGUGUUGGAAUAUUUCAGUACAAGCUGUGGUGAAAAUGCCAUCAUGGCUGUUAAAUGUGCCCCCCUCCCACAAGAAAAAAGAUAGAAACAACAAAAAGACUUUUAAACUGUAACGCUUUUCACCUGAGCAAUAGGAAUUAGCAAAAUACUCAUUGUUUUAAUUCUACAUGAAGCUUUUUUUGUUCUGAACAAACAGUUGCUAUAUACGGAUGGUACAAAAUUAUUUAUAUUAUCUCAAACUGUAAUUAUAUCAGACACAGUAAUAAUCCCUGACUGAAAUGUUUUCUAUCUAGAUCAUUUUGUUCUUUGCUAUGUGCCAGUAGUACUGAUCCAGCUGUUGACUGCACCUCUUUGGGUGGUGAUGUUGAAAGUCUCUGUGUUGUUUUCCCUGUAGCUAUACAAGACUCCUGUUGGUAUAUAUGGUGUGGUUGAUAAUCUAACCACAGGCCUCGCUACAUGAUGUGUGCCAUGCUUGAUCGUCAAGGUUUCCUCUCACAGUGCAAUGUACAUAUAUGUGGAAAGCAGAAAAAAAGUACAAGAAGCAAAAUUGCAAUAUUUAUUUUUGUUCUGUAAUACUGCUGCAUAUCAUAGGCUGAAAAAUUGCUACUCGAACUGAUGCAUCUGCAAGACAGUAUUAUAACAAAGUGUGAACAUUGUCACCGUCCCACAGCAAUCUUAGUAUUGGACUCAUCCUGUGGGACACUUGUAAAGAAUGUACAGAAGUAUGAUGAUGAUGAUGAUGCAAGAAAACUUUGUAUAAAACCCCCUCCUAUCCCGCAGAAGAAUGUUUGCAACUUUUACACAACAGGAUGAACUGUUGAGAAGAUUAAGGUUUUCUUACCUUACAUGGAAUUAUUUUAAUGGCUUAGUUGCAUUACUUGGUCUAUAUUUUGAUAUGACCAAGAUAGUAUAUCAGCAGAACGUAUCGUGCCUACAUGAAACCACUAUUUCUGUUAGAUGUCUGAUCAACGUUGCAUUCAGAAUAUUGUCUGUUGCAUAUCUUAUCCGACACAUUUGAAAACUACAGACAGGUUGUCAUCCUUAAAAACACGAGCACGACUUUAAACAAUGAAUAUGUUCUGUAGAAAUGCUAUGUGCGCAUUAUGUCUGGAUUUUAUGCAGGUGCAGUACGUUCUGCCGACAUGCCAGCCCAGAUAUGUCUCUAAACUUCUCGCUGCUGAGUUGGCCAUUUUAUAAGACAGCAGGGAACAAGAGAAGGCACAACACGGUUCCAUCAUAACAGUGUUAUCAUGUUUUAUUAAUACAAAUUGACACGUUGUGUGAUAGGGGUGGGGGUCUGAGACAAGUAUUUGUAAUAGAAUUGUUACAGAAUUGUGAUAUACAAAGAAACUGAUAUUUUUCCCCUAAUGUGUCAUUUCAUACAAGUUCAAAGUAUGAAAUUACCAUACAGACAAUGCCCAGUCGAAUCUACUUCGUUGCAGUGAUACUUUAAAUCAUUGUAUAAGUGUCUUCCAUAGUAACAGUAAUAUUUAGUUCUUACUUAACAAUUCUUGCAAUAUGAAAAUCAGUCAAUUGUUAGCAUAUUUCUUGUUUAUGUUUUCUGUAUGUUAUCACAAAGAUACAAGAUAAUGCUACAAAUUUUUCAUACUUCUCAUUAUCAAUAAAUGUAUGAUUUAUAUGUGGAUUAUGUAAAAGCAGAGAUUGUCAUUGUUAACACAUUUAAGUGGGUCCAAUGUUAUACAUUUUAUACAAACUAUUAUGUUUUAAGUACAUAACUAUUAUGUUUAAUGAGGAGACAAAUUAAUGGGUGCAAAAGGAACACAGAAUGCUAACAAGCAUAGAAGUAACAUCUUAAUAAAAGUGCAAAA